UAUUUCCCACAGGUCGGUGCAGUACGUGAACGCAGCGCCGAGGGUCCGCAGCCUCCGUGUCCUCCAAUAUGGCGGCCCCCCUGCCAGGCAGAUGUGGAUUCUUCGUGGAGAAAAAGAAGCGUUUCUGUAAAAUGGUCGUCGGGAGAGGGAAGAUGUUCUGUGGGGAACAUGCCACCAUGGAGGAGGGAAGCGGCAGCAGCAGCAGCAGCAGGAGGAGGAUCAUCUGUCCUCUGGACCCAAAACACACCGUGAGUGAAGACAAACUUGACAAACACCUGAAGAAAUGUAACUCCAGAGAGAGAGACAAACCUGUUUACUAUGCUGAGAACAUAAACGCUGGACCGGCUGAUGGAGACGAGACUCUGCAGCAGGCCAGUCUGUGUGAGCGCAGCAGGACGGAGUUAGAGUCUCUGGUGGACAAACUGAAGACAGCGGUCGGAGGACUGCAGACUGACGUGGAGGACAGUGUUCUGUCACACCCCGUCCUUCUGGAGGAACUCAGCAACCCAAAGAACGGAGAGUCCGCUCACAAGCACCUGAAACAGCAGUCCUCUAUCUUAGGUCAUCUGGAGGAGCUGGGACUGCUGGGAGGGGGGCGGUGCUUUGUGGAGUUCGGAGCAGGUCGAGGGAAACUCUCUCACUGGAUCCACGAGGCCCUGAAGACCUGCAAAGACCUGCAGCUGCUGCUGGUGGAGCGCUGCAGCACCCGUUUCAAGGUGGAUGGGAAACAUCAGGAAGCUGGAGUUCAGUUUGAGAGGCUGCAGGUCGACAUUCAACAUCUGGAUUUAAGUAAAGUCCCUCUGCUGAGACAGAAGAAGCUCCCGUUGGUCGGAGUAGGGAAGCACCUGUGUGGAGCAGCCACAGAUCUGGCUCUGCGCUGUUUGUUGGAGACACCGGGACUCAGAGAGGAGACUGAACCACCAACAAAACGCCUCAAAAUCUCAGAACCGGCUGCUGACCGUGAACCUGAUCCAGACUCUGGCUCUGUCCCUGGUGAUCCAGGACCAGCCUCUGAUCCCGGUCCUAGCUCUGGCCCUGUCCUCGGCCUGGCGGUGGCGCUGUGCUGUCACCAUCGCUGUGAGUGGCGUCACUACGUGGGUCAGCAGUUCUUCCUGCAACAAGGACUCGGAGCUGCGGAGUUCUCCGCUUUCUGUCGAAUGUCCAGCUGGGCAACAUGUGGACUCAGGGCGACCAAUCAGGACUGUCCACCUCUGGAUCCGACCAAUCAGAGAAGAGACGAGGAAGAGCAUGAAGCAACAGAGGGAACAGAUGCCGUGAACGGGUUUCUGUCGGCAGGUGAACGAGAGCAGAUCGGUCGUCUCUGUAAACUUCUCAUCGACAGCGGCAGACUUCACUUCCUGGGUUCGAAGGGAUUCAGGAGCAAACUGACUCGAUAUGUCGGCACUCAGGUCACUCUGGAGAACAUGUUACUGACCGCUGUGCCCUCCUGAAGGUCAGACUCACAGACCCUCAUCUGACUAUAGCUGAAACGAUUAGUCAGUUAAUCAAUGAUGGUUAUUCCCUUUUUCCUCACUGAGCCUGAUUUUCAGGUUUGUUCUGUUUUCUGUCACAGUAACUGAAGAUCUUUGGGUCUUGGACAAUACAAGACAUUUGAAGACGUCACCGUGAAACUGAGAUUUUUUCUGUUUUCUGACCAAGCGAUGAUUCCAUUACCUGAGAAAAUGAAAAUGAUGAUUAGCUGCAGCUCCAUCUCGACACUGACAGAUUAUAGAGAAAUAGGACAAAUGGCUCGUGUUUGUAAAAAGUCUUUAUUGUUUGAUUGAUGAAGUGAAAACAUCAGACUGAAUGUGUUAAAUGUUUUGUAAAGUUUGCAUUAAAGCAUUCUUCGUUUCUUA
Messenger RNA from Xiphias gladius (swordfish), 1856 nucleotides. It is a transcript of the gene trmt13, whose product is annotated as tRNA methyltransferase 13 homolog. Lineage: Eukaryota; Metazoa; Chordata; Actinopteri; Istiophoriformes; Xiphiidae. The transcript has 11 exons. Gene Ontology annotation, biological process: tRNA methylation. The record is from RefSeq and is a predicted model, not a curated record. Bases 69 to 1451 code for a protein of 460 amino acids.